CGGCAGCGCCAUCUGGUGCCGAGUCCCUCACUGCCCGCAGAGGGGGCGCGCGCUUUUCUUUCGGAACCUUCCAGAGAAAACGGGGCCCGGGUUUUCGUCUCUCCCGCCCUCGGGAAGGAGAGCCCGAAUCUCCGCCCUGCCGAGUUCCCGCGUUGGAGGGACACAGGGAGAAGACAACCAUCUGUGAACCAGGAAGAGGGCCCUCACCAAGAACCAAAUUUGCUGGUGCCUUGAUCUUGGACUUUCCAGCCUCCAGAACUGUAGUGAUGUCGCGAGAUUUGGAGUUCGCGGGAAAAGUUUGUGCGUCCGGAGCGGAGAGCGGGCUCGCGGCAAGUUCCAGUGUCGGACCCCGGGAACUCGGGCUGGCAUGAGCCUCUGGGUGGACAAGUACCGGCCCUGCGCCUUGGGACAGCUGGACUAUCACAAGGAGCAGGCGGCCCAGCUGCGCAACCUGGUGCAGUGUGGUGACUUUCCUCAUCUGUUAGUCUAUGGACCAUCAGGUGCUGGAAAAAAGACAAGAAUUAUGUGUAUUCUACGUGAACUUUAUGGUGUGGGAGUGGAAAAAUUGAGAAUUGAACAUCAGACCAUCACAACUCCAUCUAAAAAGAAAAUUGAAAUUAGCACUAUUGCAAGCAAUUACCACCUUGAAGUUAAUCCCAGUGAUGCUGGAAAUAGUGACCGGGUAGUAAUUCAGGAGAUGUUGAAAACAGUGGCACAAUCACAGCAACUUGAAACAAACUCUCAAAAAGAUUUUAAAGUCGUGUUAUUGACAGAAGUUGACAAACUUACUAAAGAUGCUCAGCAUGCCUUGCGCAGAACCAUGGAAAAGUAUAUGUCCACCUGCAGGUUGAUCUUGUGUUGCAAUUCUACAUCAAAAGUGAUACCACCUAUUCGUAGUAGGUGCCUUGCAGUUCGUGUGCCUGCUCCCAGCAUUGAAGAUAUUUGCCAUGUGUUAUCUACUGUGUGCAAGAAGGAAGGUCUAAAUCUUCCUUCACAACUGGCUCAUAGACUUGCAGAGAAGUCCUGCAGAAAUCUCAGAAAAGCCCUGCUUAUGUGUGAAGCCUGCAGAGUGCAACAAUAUCCUUUUACUGCAGAUCAAGAAAUCCCUGAAACAGAUUGGGAGGUGUAUCUGAGGGAGACUGCCAAUGCUAUUGUCAGUCAGCAGACUCCACAGAGGCUCCUUGAAGUUCGUGGGAGACUCUAUGAGCUUCUAACUCAUUGUAUUCCUCCUGAAAUAAUAAUGAAGGGCCUUCUCUCAGAACUUUUACAUAAUUGUGAUGGACAACUGAAAGGGGAAGUGGCCCAGAUGGCAGCUUACUAUGAACAUCGUCUACAGCUGGGUAGCAAAGCCAUUUAUCACUUGGAAGCAUUUGUGGCCAAAUUUAUGGCCCUUUAUAAGAAGUUCAUGGAGGACGGAUUGGAAGGCAUGAUAUUCUGACGUCUGUCAGUGAUUCUUCCUAAUAUUUCUCAGUAUCAGCAUGUACAUUAAAUUUAUAUUGGAAGACCUACAGGUAAAAUAAACUAACUUUACUUAAUUA
Mesoplodon densirostris (Blainville's beaked whale) is the source of this 1538-nucleotide messenger RNA. RefSeq names its product replication factor C subunit 3 (gene RFC3). NCBI's taxonomy places the organism in Eukaryota, Metazoa, Chordata, Mammalia, Artiodactyla, Ziphiidae. The coding region runs from base 368 to 1438 and encodes 356 amino acids. Gene Ontology annotation, cellular component: DNA replication factor C complex; nucleus. The record is from RefSeq and is a predicted model, not a curated record. Gene Ontology annotation, molecular function: ATP hydrolysis activity; DNA binding; DNA clamp loader activity. Gene Ontology annotation, biological process: DNA repair; DNA-templated DNA replication. The transcript has 11 exons.